GAACGUUUAACUCUUUUCUCUGCUUCCUCUGCUUCUAUAUUUGUAGGAAGCUCUCUCAACACUGUCUUCAAGACUAUCAAUAUUCAAUGCUAAUAUAAACUGUCGGCAGAAGUAGCUUCCUUCCUCUCUUGCCCUGCAUUUUUUUCCCACCUACUUUUUUCUUCACUUUCCUUUUUGUCCACUUAACCUGCACCGCCUAAGGCUGAACAAGUGGUGGCGCCGCCUGUUAACACAAUGCAGCGCCGCGGUGGAUUCGGUGGGAUUGUUACAUUAUGCUGCCUAGUCUUGUUUCAGUGUUCAAUGGUGUCUACUGCGGUCCCUGUGCCGCAACACAAGGUAGACCUACACUGGUACCCUGCCACUGCCACUUGGUACGGCAGUCCUGACGGCGAUGGUAGCGACGGGGGAGCAUGUGGGUACGGGUCAUUAGUUGACGUGAAGCCGCUGAGGGCCAGAGUGGGAGCGGUAAGCCCGGUGCUGUUCAAGAACGGGGAAGGGUGUGGGGCAUGCUUCAAAGUGAAGUGCCUAGACAAGAGCAUAUGCUCAAGGAGGGCCGUCACCAUCAUUGUAACUGACGAGUGCCCCGGCGGGUACUGCGCCAAUGGCCGCACUCACUUCGACCUAAGUGGUGCAGCCUUUGGCCGAAUGGCUAUAACCGGUGAGAGUUCACAGCUCAGGAACCGAGGCGAACUCCCAGUCCUUUAUAGAAGGACCCCAUGUAAAUAUCCAGGGAAGAACAUUGCCUUCCAUGUGAAUGAAGGGUCGACUGAUUAUUGGCUCUCUCUUCUGGUGGAGUUUGAGGAUGGAGAUGGAGAUGUUGGGUCAAUGCAUAUAAGAGAAGCCAAUUCGGAUGAGUGGUUAGAGAUGAACCAUGUUUGGGGAGCAAAUUGGUGCAUUAUAAGGGGACCCCUGAAAGGGCCCUUCUCAGUGAAACUAACAACAUUAUCAGCAGGAAGAACAUUAUCAGCGAGGGAUGUUAUUCCAAGAAAUUGGUCGCCAAAAGCAACUUACACCUCUCGCCUUAACUUCAAACUCUAAAAGCCAUCACGAAGAGGGAACUAAGCCCCCUUUUUUUAUGUCUCCUUAGUCCCCCAAAAGUAUUGCUAGUCUGUUUUUUCGUUUUAAAGGGAAAAGGAAGCCGGUUGGUCAGCAUAAUAGCAUCCAAGGGUUCUUUAUUCCUUUUUAUUAUCCUUUCUCUUAAAUAGUUUUCUUUGGUUCUACAGUGUGAAAGUGUUAUUAUAGAUGAAUGUAGCCCUCUCCAAAGGAGAGUGUGCGUUUAGCAUUGUUGCUGCCA
Molecule: messenger RNA, 1294 nt
Organism: Gossypium arboreum
Lineage: Eukaryota; Viridiplantae; Streptophyta; Magnoliopsida; Malvales; Malvaceae
Product: expansin-B3-like
Exons: 4
Coding region: 235-1038 (267 amino acids)
Biological process (GO): sexual reproduction
Cellular component (GO): plasmodesma; extracellular region
Source: RefSeq, a predicted model, not a curated record